Molecule: messenger RNA, 2041 nt
Organism: Aedes albopictus (Asian tiger mosquito)
Lineage: Eukaryota; Metazoa; Arthropoda; Insecta; Diptera; Culicidae
Exons: 4
Coding region: 234-1901 (555 amino acids)
Cellular component (GO): endomembrane system
Source: RefSeq, a predicted model, not a curated record
UUUUGCCUUCAUCGGACAAAAUUCCACGUCUCUUUUCGAAAGACGAACCGCGGCGACGGCGGUAGAAGUUUUCGCCGAAAUUGGAGAAAUUUCUACUUGAGCGUAGUUUUAGCCUAGUUGUAACAUGACACAGUGAUGAGAACAAUGCACAAAUAACUAGCGUGUAAUAGGGUGUGUAAUUUUACAAGCGGAGGAAUUUUAUAACGUAAGGAAAUUGAAGAAAGAAAUCCAAGAUGACCAUGAAGAACAACAACAAGAUGCUAUUGGGGGUGGUGAUGAUGCUGGCAGGAAUGCUAUCAUGUGCGGCCGCUCACGGUUGGGGUUCGGACGAUAUGGAGAUUUUCGAUCUGGUCGAGGAGGUUAAUGAGAAUUUCUACACUUUGAUGCAGAUCAAUCAGAAUGCGACGAAUCAGGAGAUCAAGCGAGCUUUUCGAACCAUGUCGGUGUUGUUACAUCCGGACAAGAACGAUGCCGAGGAUGCGAAUAUCAAGUUUCGGAACAUGGUGGCGGUGUAUGAGGUGUUGAAGGACGCUGGGAAAAGGGAAAAGUACGACAAGGUACUGAAGGAGGGAAUGCCGAACUGGAAGUCUGCGUUGUACUACUAUCGGCGAAUGCGGAAGGUUGGUCUGGCGGAAGGACUGGCCAUUGUGAUGCUCAUCAUCUCGGUUAUACAGUACGCUACAGCGUGGGCAGCGUACGCCGAGAAGAAGUAUACGGCGGAACAAAUUUUCGGUAGUAAGCUAAAGAAGUUGCAGAAGAAGAACAAAACUAGCAUGGAUAUGGAUACUAUACUAAGCGAGAUACCAACGCCUAGCAUCUGGAACAUUCUACCGUUCCAGAUUCCGGUGUGGACGUACAAGACUAUUACUGGAACGCCUGGUGCGAUUAAAUCGGCCAUGAACUUCUAUGCCGAGCAGAAGAAGGCCGAGGAAGAGCGGAAGCAGAUGGAAAAAGAGGAAGAAGAACUGCUGCGUAAACAGGAGGAAGAACGUGCCAAACUGAAGGAAGAUCGCAACCUUCGUAAACGCAACAAGAAGUUCGUUGCGCCGGAGAAGACCGACGAAGAACUGGCUGCGUACACCCAAAGCAUUAUUCAGCCGUCGGCAAAUGACACCAACAAAGCCAAACCAAAGCCCGUGGUAACCGGUGGCCUUUGGACCGAGGACGAUCUAAUGGAGUUGAUCCGCCUGGUCAAGAAAUACCCAGGUGGAACCACCGACCGGUGGGAGAUCAUCGCCGAAAUGAUGGGUCGAGCCGUCGCCGAGGUGACCCAUAUGGCGGCAAAGAUGAAGGAGACUGCCUUCAAGGUGCCCGGCCAGACGGAAAGCGUCGCAGAAACCAUCAUCCAGGAGGCGACCAAACAGAAGAUCAAGACCAAAAAGACUGAACCAACCGCUGCGGCCGCAGCGGAGUCCUCCUCCAACUGGUCCCAAACGCAGCAGGCUGCGCUGGAGACCGCCAUCCAGAAGUACCCCAAGAGCGGCUCCUCGGACCGUUGGCAGAAGAUUGCGGGAUGCGUCCCCGGCAAGACCAAGGAAGAGUGCAUGACGCGGUACAAGUAUCUGGUAGAGCUCGUCAAGAAGCAAAAGGAGGAGAAGGAACGCGAAGCGUCGGCGGCGGCGGCAGCCGCACCCGAAGAACCACAAGAAUGUCCAGCGACGGAGGAACCCUCCUGCGAGGAACGGAUAGAGGAGCCCAAAUCGAAAGCCAAGGGCAAGAAAGCGAAGAAGCAAGAGGCGUCCGCGGUGGCUGCGGAGGAGGCGGAUGACGAUGCAGCUGAUAAGCAGAAGGGCGGCAAGGCGAAGAACAAGCGACGCGAACGGAAGAAGGCCAUCGAGUACUACAGCUACGAAGAUUCGGAUGGCGAGGACGGCGCAGGCAGUGAACCGGGCGAAAUCUAGUCUGAAUUCGACGGUCGUUAGGAUUAGAAGGAGCGCGCGUGCGUGUGUUUGACAUUACCAUGAAGUUUAGCUUUGGGACUUACAGCGAACGCAGAGCUUGUGUGAGUUUUUGAAAUAAAAUGUCGUUUGAUAGCUCGAAA